AUGGAAAUUUCUCCCCCGCCCGGCACGUUUUGGGGCGGGGCCCCGGCGCGAAGCGCCCAGGGGGACCCCGACCUGCAGGAUUGUCCAUGUCUGUGUGGCCGUCAUUGCGCCGUUCAGACACCCUGGUACGACCAGGGCUCAGCUGGCGGCGAGCGCCUGGGCGUCAGGGAGACGGACAACAAUGCUGGCUGCAGCGGGGAGUACCACGGGCUUGCUCCUCUGCACCACGCAGUAGAGGAUUACUUUCGGCAGCAGGCAGCAGCGAAUAUCCAGGAGCUACCCGGUGCAAAAUGGGAGGAGUCACCAAAUGGCAUGUGUGAGAGCUGCCAUCGCGGCUUCUAUCCCAACGCCUUGACCAACUGCGGACUGGCGGUGGCUGCACCUGUGUCUGGGCAGCCGGCAUGUGGUGUACCUGCAGCCAUGCGCCCGACCUGCACGGUAGGUGCCCCUGUGCAGCUGCAACAGCCAGUGCCUGGGUCGCAGGACUCAGAUGACAUCAGCUAUGGAGCCAUCGACAGGACCACAACCUCCCUCUGCCGCUCGCAGUUCAUGCGUCCCCUUCAUCCACCCGGCCCCCUAGCAACGCACACGGGCAGUGCACAGGUGACUGGUUUACUGAAGGAGCGUAGCCAAGACUAUUACGUUGCGGCUGAAGAUAUAGCUUUUGAGGGCGGAUAUUACUGUAGCCAAACUUCUUGGACGGACUGCGCUGGCGACGGUUGCAUUGGACACGUGCCCGAAGCUUUCGGCGACUUCUCUGGCAAUGGUUACGGUAGCGCAGCGGCUUGCAGUACUUCUGAUAACGGCACUGGUGUUGUGUCCAGCACUACUGCAGCCGGCGCGCCCUCGUCCAUCGUUGUCACCGGCGUGUUUGACGGCCAUGGCGGGGAGAUGUCGGCUCGCUACGCCCAGCAGGCCGUGUUGUCGUACGUCGCCAACGACCGCGAGCUCCACCAAGCUCUUGGCAAUGGCGAUGUGGAGGCCACUGAGGAGAGCCUGAGGGGCGUAUUCCGCCGUGUCGAUUCGGAGCUGCUCUCCCUAGCUGCAGCUGCUGCUGCCGACCCGCCGGCUGCUACAGCCGCUUUCCCCUCCAGCAGUUGCUGCUCGUCCACUUUGUCGUCCUCGGCGUCGCCAUCCGCCGUUGGCGUCUUGCACUCCCCCAACGGUAUUAUCAACGGCUUUUCCAACGGUGUUAAUACUAACGGCAAGGGUGACUUCCACGACGGUACGACAGCCCUGGUCACCCUCCAGUUGGGCGGUUUGUUGGCGGUUGCCAAUGCGGGUGACAGCCGUGCCGUACUGUGCAGGGGAGGCCAGGCUGUACGGCUGUCGCGCGACCAUACCCCGGGGUUGCGAGCCGAGCGGGAGCGCAUCGAGGCGGCGGGGGGUCGGGUGGUGGUGGCGAGGGGGGCAGCACGUGUGUUGGUGCCGCUGGCGGGACGUACGGACGUCAUGCAGGCGCUCUCCGUGUCACGAUCGCUGGGGGAUCCCGACUUCAAGGCCAGCGGCCUCCUGAUCAGCGACCCCGACGUGUCCGUGGUCCCGCUGCUUCCCGGGGAGGACCAGUUCCUGAUCGCCGCGAGUGACGGUCUGUGGGGGCGAGUGGGCGACCAGGAGGCGGUGGACUGUGUGAGGGAGGUGCUGGGGGAGUACUCGCGGAUGUCGUCACCGUCCGCCAACCGCGCCUCCGCCGCCAAGGCCGCCGCCCGCCGGCUGCUCCGCCUGGCGCUCGACCAGGGCAGUGUGGAUGAUGUCACCGUCGUGGUUAGCAAUGGCGAUGUGGAGGCCACUGAGGAGAGCCUGAGGGGCGUAUUCCGCCGUGUCGAUUCGGAGCUGCUCUCCCUAGCUGCAGCUGCUGCUGCCGACCCGCCGGCUGCUACAGCCGCUUUCCCCUCCAGCAGUUGCUGCUCGUCCACUUUGUCGUCCUCGGCGUCGCCCUCCGCCGUUGGCGUCUUGCACUCCCCCAACGGUAUUAUCAACGGCUUUUCCAAGCGGUGUUAA
This is a messenger RNA of Volvox carteri f. nagariensis, 2001 nucleotides long. RefSeq lists its product as uncharacterized. Gene Ontology annotation, biological process: protein dephosphorylation. Gene Ontology annotation, molecular function: protein serine/threonine phosphatase activity. The transcript is spliced from 15 exons. Gene Ontology annotation, cellular component: nucleus; cytosol. Bases 1 to 2001 code for a protein of 666 amino acids. The record is from RefSeq and is a predicted model, not a curated record. Lineage: Eukaryota; Viridiplantae; Chlorophyta; Chlorophyceae; Chlamydomonadales; Volvocaceae.